Colletotrichum truncatum is the source of this 2655-nucleotide messenger RNA. RefSeq lists its product as uncharacterized. The record is from RefSeq and is a predicted model, not a curated record. Gene Ontology annotation, biological process: regulation of DNA-templated transcription. Gene Ontology annotation, molecular function: DNA-binding transcription factor activity, RNA polymerase II-specific; acyltransferase activity, transferring groups other than amino-acyl groups; zinc ion binding. NCBI's taxonomy places the organism in Eukaryota, Fungi, Ascomycota, Sordariomycetes, Glomerellales, Glomerellaceae.
AUGGCAAUCAAAGUCACCACCCUUACAGAAGCAGAUAUCCCCGGCGCAGUAAAGGCGGUCCAGCAGGCUUUUGCUGGUGAUCCAUACAAUGUCUGGGUCUACGACCAAUCCAAAUUCAAUCCCGACAGAAAUUAUCAGUCGUUAGCCCUAAGAAUGCGAUGGGGCAUGCGUAAUGGCAUCUUCCAUGUCGCAAAGGAGGAAGGUAGUGACGAUGUUCUUGGUGUAGCGAUGUGGCUACGCCCUCAGCAAGCCGGUACUCCAUCGACAUGGAAUGACUGGCUCGAGGGCUGGCGGCUUUGGUUUGGCCAAGUCAACUACAACCUCUGGUAUGGUCGUGGAGGUCUGAAUGUGAAGAGAUAUUAUAUCUGGAAGGACGCUCAAGCCAAAGCACAACAGGAGCUUUGGACAGACCCAAAAGGAUAUUACUUUCUCAACAUUAUGGUCGUCUUGCCCCAGGCACAGGGCAAAGGUGUUGGUGCCAAGAUGAUGAAGGUUGUCACUGACCAGGCCGAUGCCGAGAACAUGAGGUGUUACCUCGAGUCAAGCCGAGAUGUUCCUAACAUGGCAAUCUAUGGGCGAUGGGGAUUUAAAUUUCAAAAAGAGAUGAUUUGCGAUGAUGACGGUGACGCUAUCAAGCUGUUCACAAUGAUUAGGGAACCGCAUGCUGAGCCUGGUGAUGGGAGCCGUUAUCAAGAGCGCGGCACUCCAAAUCUCGAAAUGGGUGCCUCAGAUACAAAAUGCGACGAGAGGAAGCCUUCAUGCGCUCGUUGUGAGGAACGAGGACUGCAAUGCCCGGGAUAUGCCCUCAAUGUACGAUGGUCACAGAAGCAUCAGGUUCGAAAUGCAUCAGCUACCGCCAAAGAAGGCAGUAAAAAGUCACCAAAACAACUUGAAAAUGCGCCAACGAAGAGCUCGAGUGAAAUUGAAAUACCUACCCUCCUACAGCAAGAAGAUGAAGGCAGUCGGCGACUUGAUCAAUGCCUGGGAUUUACCCCCAAUUGGAAUAUUGACAUCUCGCCAGACCUUUGUAGUCUAGACAGCGUCUCGGGUACCGAUAUCAGCUUCCAGCAGCCUACUCCUGUUGUUGGCACCCCUUGGGAUACCUCAUUCAUGAGCGCCGCUUGGACUGUGGACGAAAAUGAUACCACCUCGCCGUCCAGUGCCGAAGAAUCGUACACGUACCAACGCCCGUCAACGCUCGGAACUCUAUGCGCCGCAAAUAUUGAUGAAGUCUGCUCUCAACAAGGUUUAUUACAGAGCAUGGCUCACAUCUUCCAGAGCGAAGUUGAAGCUGGGACGCUGGUUCAGUCAAAUCACGAAGUGACCAUACAGAUCACCAAAGAGCCUUCCAACGUUACCACAUCCCUGUCAGAGUACUUCUUCCGAGAAGUUAUUACCUUAUAUUGCUCCUGGGACAGCAAAUCUAACGUGAUGCGAAAUAUUAUUGAAACGACGUGGCAAUAUUCCGGGGCUCUUUAUCAUACUAUUUUGAGCAUGUCAGCGGCCUGCUUAUCUGAGGACUUCCCACAUCUUUUGCCAGUGGCCCGACGCGAACACGCACAAGCUCUUGAGAUCAUCAAUAAGAGCUCGCCAAUUGGACCAUAUAAACAAGCUCUAUUGCUUGCUUCGCAAUUGCUGGGUCACACCUCAAGCUGGCUCAACCCUCAGAAUCUCGCCACCAAUAUGUUUAGGGCCAGCUACGAUAUAUUGGAAGACUUAGUGGUCGAGACUGGCCAUGAUGCAUGUGUGUCAUUCUUCAGUGACACAAUGGAUUACUGGGCCAUGUUGCUCGCUUUCUUGACUGACAAGCAGCAACUUGGAGGUUAUGGCCAAAACAUCUUGAUGGGCCCAGCAAGCUCUACCAAGUCAGAAGAACCUCACCCCUACUCUGGUAUCUCCCGCAGUACAGUUAGGAUACUGGCAGACAUUGGGUUACUCAUUUUCCAGUAUCGCCAGCGCAUGUCUACCGUUAAAUUUCUUACGGAGAACGACAUCGACCUUUUCCGAAUUGCCUUGAGAGAAGCAAGGCGGCUUGAACGCGUUCUCUUAACGCACCGUUCCCCAGACCUGUCACAAAUCAAAGACCCAGGGGACCCGAAAACACCACUGAAGCACCUUGAGCUUAUUGAUGAGGCCUACAGAUGCACAGGACUCUUACAGCUUUAUCGCGUGUUCCCAGAUCUGCUCAAUGACCGCUACGCCCCGUGGAACAAGGAAAACCUCCUUCGCCCACUCCCUUCCGAGAAAGUACCCACGGCACAAGAGAGGCAAACCUGGCUAACAAAACUCGCUAUGCACAUACUAGGCAUUCUAAGGGAAAUACCUUUCGAGUCUCGCACCCGCAGCGCGCAGCCGUUUAUCAUGGUUGCUUGUUCGAGUGAGUUGAAGCGGGAUUCCCUACAUGUGAAUACUUCAGGCCCGGGAUGCGGUGACGCUGAAGUAAUGGCGAUUGACCCGGCCUCAAUCGAGGUGGUGCGAGCUCGCAAAUUCAUUCUCUCUCGACUGGCAGCCUACACACAUAUUUUGCCCCUUCGGAAGAGCCGAGUCAUAUCUGAGUUGAUUGAACAGAUCUGGUUGGCAUUGGAUGGUGGAGAUCAGGAUGUUUACUGGCUUGACAUUGCCCGCAAGAAGGAUUUGGGAACAAUGAUGGGAUGA